AUGGCGCCGAAUUGGGUUUGGUCGCUCGUGGCUGUGGCAGGAACAGCGACUGCAGCGGCUGUGGUCUAUAAGUAUGUGACCCGAGGAGCUCGCAGUGAUCGAGAGAGUGAGGCGCCUGCGGCUGUCGCGACCCGAGCGAGCGAAGACGUGGACUACGAGUGGCUUUCGUCCCAAGACGAAGGCGAGACGGAAGAGGCGGAUGCAGAGCAGCGCAAUGAGCAGCAAGUGCAGCACCAUGUGGCCGUGAACCGAGCGAGGAAUAUCCUGCUGGCGAUGUUUGGACUUUUGUUGAUGGUGUUAGUGACUACCGUGUCGCUUGUCAUCACAUGGAACAAUAGCAAUAGCGAAAACGGUCUUUCUUCGUUUGUUGAGCUGCCGCUUUUCGAGCCAUUGGCGUGGAUUGCCGUUGGUAUUAUCACUGCUGCUGGUACAGAACUCGUCACGCGGUCGAGGAGAGUGAGCGCAUAUAUGCCAAUCGUCGAAGAGAAAGCCGUAUUUCCACAUGACGCGAGAGACUUCGAGCUCAUUCGACGGCGUGAUGCACGUGAAGAAGUAUCGAAAGCUUCCAAGGAAAACAAUAAUGGGGACACGUCGCGCUCUGACCGUCGCGUCGUGCAUGGAGACGACGAAAACAAAAACAGUGCGUUCGAAGACGCUGCGACAAUUAUCGAGCGGGCAGACGAAUUGUUUGAGCAGGAGGAGCAUGCCAGGACGCGAGAGUAUCUGAAAGCCAAAUUGCUCGACUACCCCACAAGCGUUGAAAUGUUGUGGCGCCUGGCUCGUGCGGGCAAUUGCCUCGUUGAUGAAGCGACAAGUGCUGACGAGAAGAGGGUGCUAGCAUUUGAAAGCUUGGCUGCUGCAGAGAAAGCGUAUGCUCUCGAUUGUGACUCGGCAGCAUCCAAUAAGUGGAUGGCCAUUAUGACUAGCACGGUCGGCGGCUUCUGUGACUUGAAGGAGAGGAUAGCAGGGGCCUACGUCAUUUGGGAUCACAUUGAGCGAUCGAUCGAACUGGACCCGACUGAUGCAACUUGCCACAAUAUCCUCGGACAAUGGUGUCUUGCCUUUGCCGACAUGACUUGGGUUGAGAAGCGCGUUGCUGCUGCUUUGUUUUCCACACCACCGACUGCUACGUAUGAGGAAGCAGCACAGCACUUUCAAGCAGCUGAACGCAUCAGCCCUGGGUUCUGGAAGAAAAAUGUGUUUCUCCUUGCUCAGACCUACAUGAAGAUGAAGCGUACAGAAGAGGCAGAAAAAUGGCUGCGCAAGGCCGAAGACGUGCCGGUAAAGACGAAAGAGGAUGAGGAAGUAGCACGAGGCAUCGCCAGAUUGAUGAAGCAACUGAAGUUGAAGUGA
Hyaloperonospora brassicae is the source of this 1353-nucleotide messenger RNA. Lineage: Eukaryota; Oomycota; Peronosporomycetes; Peronosporales; Peronosporaceae. The record is from the annotation of a GenBank genome assembly.